AUGACCACCUGGAGUGCCCGAGGGCACCAUCUCGCUCCAGAACCAGCUGGCAAGACACCGGACGCUCCGUCGUCCACGGCUGGUUUCAAGAACUCUCUCCGCAAGAUUCCUUCCACUUUCCUCCUCCGCGCAGACCCCCGCGGAUUCCGCGACACCACCCUCAAUGGCAAGCCACAACCCAAAGUUCGCAAAGGCCUCGCCAGUAUGUUUGGCCGCGCCCGGGCCAGCCCUCCCACCGUCACCGAAACUGUGGCAGUGGCAUCCCAGCCAACAUCGGGUACCAAGUCACGUAGCUGGCUUCGUCCCCAUGUCCGCUCCGUUGAGCCCGAGAACAAGCAGCGCCCCAGUUGCGGACCCGAUCCAUUUGGGCAUCCAGGAGAGGGUGCAGCACACAUCGUCGCGCGCCCGUUUGCCGUUGCUCAGCCUGACCCCACCGUCAAGGCUCUUCAGGCUGAACGCCGCCCAACCCCCACCACCACGACCGACUGCGACCGCACUUCUGACAGUCUCGAAAGUGACGAAUCCUGGGUGGCGAGCUUGAGCAACUAUGCUGUUCCCGAGUUUGAACUUCAGUCGACCUUCGCCCAAGACGAACCCGCACUUGACAUUCCACCACGUGUCUCGUCUCUGGGAACGGUUAAGCGUAUUGCAGAGCUCACGGAAGCUGCUGCUCCCAAAGAGACUCUCAAGAAGGACAAGACAAUGUCCAGGGUCUGGAGCAUCCUUACCCUCAAGAAGAAGAGGCAGACGUUUGACCGCACAUCUACGCAAACGUCGUCGCAGGACAUUACCCCACCUCCCACAGCCCUGGGAGGCACCCCGCAACGUGUUACCCCUGCACCCCGCCUACCAACUCUGCACGUCACCAAGCCAUCGACCGACCUCGACCCUGUGCUCUCGAGCCCAUUUGUCGACCCUAACUCGCCGUUUAUGGCAGCCAAGUCCUGGUCAUCGGCCAGUGUCGGAACUGGCAGCAGCCGCCGCUCGUUACCCCAGCGCAAGAGCCUCUCGGGCUUAUUUGGUUUCGACAUCAAGGAGAGCCUCGCCGAAUUCCACUUGGCCUCGUCGGGCAAGCGGCAGUCCACCCCCAGGAGGGACCAGGCGAGCUUCGACGAUGGAACUCCCCACUCGGUUGAAGUCCACAGUCGCUUUGGUAACGCUGCGUUUAGUCCUGCUGGCAAGGAGAAGCACCUCUCUGUCCUCUCAGAGAACCAACUGGAGCCAGGUUCCGACACCAGUCCCGACACAGCUGCCUUUUACAGUCGCUUCGGUAGUUCUGGUUUCAACGCUGAGGGCAGCUUGCAACAGCCUGACGUGUCCAUCCGGGACAUGUCCACUGCCACUCGCCAGUUGUCCAAGAUCGUAUCCCACAUGGAUCCAGCUGCGAGCCCGACUCCACUCCGUAGCAUCCGCUCCGCCAUUCUCGGCAGCAAGCAUGUCAAGAACGCUACCAAGAGCCCCCUCAGUGCCAACAACAGCCCUCGCAAGCGCGGUGCGCUCUCACGUGUGUUCCAGGCGGAGUCCGGUUCUCCCAAGGCUGGUUCAAAGUCCCCCGUCACAAAGUCUCCCGAGGCCAAGGCUCCUUCCACGCCGCCUUCGGCCCGCAUCGGCACCAAGACCCCGGUUACCAGCAUGGUGAAGAAGGGCAUGCGCAACAUCUUUGCCCCGUCAUCGCCAGCCUCGCCCGUUCCACCUGUGCCGGCCCAAAAGUCACCACUCAAGUUCGGUCACUUGCCAAUUUCGCCUGCUCACCUCUCGCCUUGGGGUCCCAAGUCGUACUGCUCGUCCCUCUCCAGUGCCACCAGUGGCGAGGUUGCCAUCGAGCUCCAGGCCCCGUCCGAGGCUACAUCGUCCAACCACUCGCUCGAGGUAUAUGACGAUCGCCACCUCAAAGCUCACCCGUACUCCCUCGGUCUUCCACCGCCUCCACCUGCCAACCGCAAGGUCGACCGUCAUGCUCACCGCCGACAGACCUCGCGUGCCCAAGACAACACAGACACCGACAACCGCCAGUCGUUCGACUUUACCGGCGAGUAUGCGCGUCUCAACACUGGCACGCAGCGAGCCAGCUUCAUGAGCGCUCUCCAGCAUGCUCAGACCGCCAAGGUCGACCCAUCGCCGCUCAAGCAGCAUGCUCCCCAGGUGCCCAAGUUUGACCCCGACGACUCGUUGGAGAUUCUCGACUCGCCCGGUGACCACAAGCACAGAUCGCCGUCCCCAUUCAGAGGCCAGCCGGCGUUCCAAGAGUUUGUCGCUCAGACGCGUUCCGGUCAGCGCAAUGCCCCACCAUAUGCGCUUCCUCCUCCGCCUGUUGGUCGACGCUACGGUGGAGGGCAGUCGCACGAAAAGUCGUUGUCCGACAUUAGCUUUGCGUCCAUCUCGAGUCUCGGUGCGCCGAUUGACAUUCGCUCGGACUGGACCAAUGCGUUUGAACACAACUUUGCCUUCGUCGGCGCUCCACCGCCACUCAUUCCGCUGCCGCCUCUCCCCUCCUUCCCUUCCUUCCAGUCCAUGGGAGAGAGCGAGGUCUCAUUCAACUUCAAUCCCAACCAGCGUUCCGAGUCGUUUGCGUCGUUUGAGUCGCUCAACCACGCAGACAUCUCGUUCACCCACGGCGGUCCUCCACUUAGCAGGCACCCUCACCGUCGCCCGUCGCACUAUGGCAGGCGCAACGUCAGUGGUGGCUCGACAACGACCGACAGUGGUAUCGGCCGUUCUGACUGGCGGUCGCGGGGUAUCAGCACGUCCUCUAACAUGUCCACGUCCUCGAGCAUGGCCUCUAUUGCCCACCUUGGUCGUCCAGGUCUCGGUGACCGCAUGUUUGAGCGCGACCAGGGCGUACAGCUCACCUCCAUUGAAGCGUCGCCAGCCGAUGAGACUUGGCAGUCCCAGAUGGGUGGUCGUGAGCGCCACUCGUACGCGUCUACCAUGGAGGGCGGCUACGACGGCUCGACGGAGGGCGAGUCGAUCUUUGGUGGUCCUUCGGACACUCGUCUGGAGGCUGCUGCUAAAGACUUUUUCCUCAAGGGUAUUCGCCACAUGUCCGCAAUCAGCCUCUCCAGCGAGGAGGACACGGCAGUCAAGCACAACCCCCAGGUCGGCUCGCCGACCCUCAAGGGCGACAUGGCCGUGGCCGACCUCCUCGUGCCGUCGUAUAUUCCCAAGCAUCGCACUGGCGCAUCGCUUCCUGGACCUUUCCGUCCUCGCGAAGCCAAGCACCGCCGCCGUCCCGCGCCGCUCAACUUUGACUCUCAAGAUGAAGAGACUCCAGGCCUCACCUCGGCGUGCACCUCGACUGAUGCAUCCUCCUUCUUCUCCGUGGACAUGGGAUACAAGCACGGCGGUGUCCUGGGACUCCCUGCUGCGCUCAGCAUUGGCCACUCCCGCCAAAAGUCGUCGGUUGCCAGCGGCGUCCAGGUCCAGCCGACCAUCAAGGAGGAAGACUCGCUCGCGACGCUCCGCCAAAUGCCGCCACUUCCCAAGGCCUACCGCGCCCCCGUGCCUCAGCAGGCCCAGGUGUGGGAGGUUAAUGACAGCUUUGAGCUUUCCCAGGAGGCCGACACGUCGUUGGGCCGCUGGAAGCGCGAGGAAGCCGAGGCAAUCGCUGGUGGCAAGGCUGACUGGGCCGACACUUCUAUCGAGUCUGAACGUUCCACGAUGGGUGGGUACAGAAACCACGACGGUCUUAACCCAGCAGACUUGGCAAAGCCCAUGACGCAGGAUGACAUUGCCGCAUUUAUCGCCAAGUCCCAGGCCAUGUAUAAGCCCCUCGAGGAGGUCCAGCACAAGCCAGUCCAGCGCCACGUCCGUUCUUUGGGCAACUCUCGCGCUGCGGUCGCGCCCUACGGUCUUCCGAUCCCUCCGCUGGCGACGAGGUACCAGAACAAGCGCGCCUCCACUGGGGACGACGACAUGCCACACUCUGCUUUGCUUGCCGAGUUUGCCCGUGACGCUCUGCCCCCGUCUCAAGUCACCUCCCCCACAGCGACCGAGGAUGCAUCCGGCGACGACGACUCGUGCGACACUUCGGUCCGCUCCCAAGUGACAUCCUCGGCCCGUCGUCGCGCCCUCGGCUGGGGUCGCCGUCGUCCAAGCGAUGCUGCUGAGAUUGCGAUCUCGCCUCCACCCCUCGCCUCCGCCACUGAGACUCGGUUCCCCACAGAGAGGCCCAAGAUGACCCGUUCCGAGACGCUGCCUUCGUUUAUCUGCUUCAGCGCCCAGAAGCCCGAGUCCAAGGUCGCUUCCCAGCGCCACUUGAAGUCCGAUGUCGAUGUCGAGGAUACAGACGUCCGCACCAUGCCCGCGAACCAAGCGCCUAAGCCCCAGUCUGAACCCGAGGACGAGGACGAGGCCCUCAUGUUUACCCCUAAGAAGGACAGGUCCAAGUCCACCCUCGGCGCCAGGAACCCCACUCGCCCCACCACCAGGCCCCGUACCGCCAUGCACGUGCACGUCGACAGCUCUGGCUCACCUCUCAACCUGAACACUUACCAGGGCAGCGUUCCCCUGGUCCGUGUUCUGAGCAACGGCAGCGGCGAUCACCAGUCUCCUCUGCGCCGCAUGGCACCUCUCAAGCCCCUCCAGCUCGUAAACACCCGCACCAUCAAGCCGCUGCCCACUAAGAAGUCGCAGUCAAAGAUUCCUCUCAAGACGCAGCCGUCAACCUUGGGAACGACCAGGCCCGCCAGGCCGGCCUUUAGCCACCACAACCCCCAGUAUGGCUCGUUCGGCAAGGCCGACAGACUCGCCGCGGUCAACAUGGGUCGCUCGCUCCACGUCUGA
Messenger RNA from Apiotrichum porosum, 4782 nucleotides. RefSeq lists its product as uncharacterized. Bases 1 to 4782 code for a protein of 1593 amino acids. The transcript is spliced from 4 exons. NCBI's taxonomy places the organism in Eukaryota, Fungi, Basidiomycota, Tremellomycetes, Trichosporonales, Trichosporonaceae. The record is from RefSeq and is a predicted model, not a curated record.